This is a messenger RNA of Poecilia latipinna (sailfin molly), 701 nucleotides long. RefSeq names its product C-factor-like. Bases 117 to 506 code for a protein of 129 amino acids. Lineage: Eukaryota; Metazoa; Chordata; Actinopteri; Cyprinodontiformes; Poeciliidae. Gene Ontology annotation, molecular function: oxidoreductase activity. The transcript has 5 exons. Gene Ontology annotation, cellular component: cytoplasm. The record is from RefSeq and is a predicted model, not a curated record.
UAAUAAUACAGUUGAACAGUUAUUCUGCCCAGAUUUAGAUCUUAAAGGUGAUAACAAACUGGUGUCCCUCAGUUUUACCCUAACAUGACUGCACUCUGUCACCUCCAUCCUUCCAGAUGUUUCUUCCACUCCUCCAGAAAGCUGCAAACACAACGGAUGAAGAUGAUGAUAUGUCCUGCAGAAGGUCGGCCAUCAUCAACAUGUCCACUGUUCUCGCAUCUGUGAAGAAGUGUCCCGAAACCUUCCAGAUGGCCCAGAUGUACCCAUACAGGACCAGCAAGGCAGCCCUCAACAUGCUGACUUGCUGUCAAGCUGAAGAUUUCAAGCACCAAGGCAUCCUGGUGACAGCCAUCCACCCAGGCUGGGUCCGAACGGAGAUGGGUGGACAACAGGCUCCUCUGAUGCCCCAGGACAGUGUGGCUGGAAUGCUGCGUGUCAUGUCAACACUGAGCAACAAACACUCUGGCCUCCUUCUGGACUGGGAGGGCAACACAAUCCCCUGGUAGAAAUCAUUGAAUCUCUGAAGCAUGAAAUCCUUCAGACUGUGAGAACAGCUCCUACAUCCUGUGAAAGAACCUGAUCCACCAAGACUCCAUCAUCCAUAAACCAUGUCCAUUUUAAAGGAUUCCCAGACCUUUUGGGAUGCUGAACAUGUAGUUUGUUUUGAACAUUUUAAUAAAGAACUGAUGUACUGGUUUAAA